Glycine soja is the source of this 1301-nucleotide messenger RNA. Its product is annotated as ACT domain-containing protein ACR12-like. The record is from RefSeq and is a predicted model, not a curated record. Gene Ontology annotation, cellular component: chloroplast stroma; chloroplast thylakoid membrane. NCBI's taxonomy places the organism in Eukaryota, Viridiplantae, Streptophyta, Magnoliopsida, Fabales, Fabaceae. The transcript is spliced from 10 exons. The coding region runs from base 162 to 1013 and encodes 283 amino acids.
AAAGAGACAGACAAAUCCAUGUAAUUGAAUAGACAAAGCACUUUCGGUUUCUUAUUAUUUUGAUUUUCAUUACAUCACGUAACAAUAAUAAUACAGACAAGCACGCACGCACGCACCCACAGGCACAAGUCUCUCCAACUCAACUUCUUCCACUCUCACUAAUGGCUCUCACCAAUGCUUUCCUCGCUCCUUCCUUCGCCGUCCACGGUGUUGGUAGGGUUUCCGAUCCGCGCUCCAUUCCUCUCUUCUCUCUUCCCUCCGACGCCUUCUUCCGCUCCCCAACCUCCCUCUCCAGGGACAAGAACUUUCUAAAAGCUUCUGCUUAUGAUUUGAAUGCAGUUGGUUCUGCUUCACUGCAAUCUGGUGACAAUCCUGAUAGUGUUCCUAUGCCAAUAGUUCUAAUAGAUCAAGAAUCAGAUUCUGAAGCAACAAUUGUGCAGCUUAGCUUUGGGGAUCGCCUAGGAGCUCUUCUUGACACGAUGAAAGCAUUAAAAGAUUUGGGAUUGGAUGUUUCAAAGGGAACUGUCUCCACAGAGGGAUUAGUCAAGCAAACAAAAUUUUUCAUUACACAAUCAGACACUGGGCGCAAAGUUGAAGAUCCUGAUAUGUUAGAGAGAAUUCGACUUACCAUUAUUAACAAUCUGUUGAAAUAUCAUCCUGAGUCCAGUGAACUACUAGCGAUGGGUGAAGUGUUUGGCAUAAAGGCUCCAAAGAAAAAGCUUGAUGAUGAUAUCAAAACUCGUAUACAAGUUAAGGAAGAUGGACCCAAGAGGAGCUUGCUAUAUAUAGAGACAGCAGAUAGGCCGGGAUUGCUGGUUGAAAUCAUCAAAGUCAUUGCAGAUGUAAACAUUGAUGUUGAAUCGGCUGAGAUUGAUACAGAGGGUUUGGUUGCUAAGGAUACAUUUCAUGUUAGUUACGGCGGGGCUGCAUUGAACAGUUCAAUGGCUCAGGUUUUGGUGAAUUGUCUGCGUUACUACCUGCGAACGCCAGAGACAGAUAUUGACAGUUACUGAAGAAACCACCCUUGUGAAAUAAGCCAAUACAAUGGUUCUUUCUUAUACCAAUUCCCCAGUUAGCUCGAUAUCACCUGCGAAUCAUAUGGUAGCUUUACUGCUACCACAUUAUGGAAUGAGUUAUGAGUACGUGUUGCCUAUGGAAUGAAUGAAUACCUGUAACUAACUAUGGAAUGAAUACAUGUUGCCUAUGGCAUGGAAUCUAGGAUACCUGAAACUCACUGAUCAUCCGUCAAAUCUUAUAUGAAAGCUAAAAAAUCGAAAAUGAAUUUUGCCUCAUUUCCUAAA